UUGGGUAGUGCAUCAUCAGUUCCUCUUGUCAUGUUAGUCAUUGCAGACCUUAGAGCUAUUUAUAACUUGUCAGAAAUGUCCAGAUCAACUAGGCCAUGUCAGCUAAUGUUUUUUAAAUUUAAUUUAGUAUUUUUGUUUAACUGCAACAUUUUAUUUGCACCCCAUGACAACAUUUAUAGAAUUGCAGGAAAUAAGCUUUAAGCUUGCAAAAUUCUCUCCACCAAUGAGGGGAGUGAGCAGUUUCCCAUAGAAAGCGUCUGGGAACCCCUGUAUUAGAGGACGUGUUUUAAUUGAGUGGCUCGUAUUGCACUCACCCAACACGGAUGUGUUUACCGCAGAUGUAGGUCACACAGGUCCCUGCUUUUUGCAUUGUCACUUUCUGAAUUUGCCUAGGGGCUCUGAUGGAUCCAUCAUGGUUUCCUUUUCGAUAGAUUAUGACCUUGUGGGCAUGCCAGACGCCACUUAUGCACAUUUGGCCAAUAGGUUAAGGAAAACCCAGAUUUGGUUAUCAUAACACCAGAAGGAGGAAUCCCAGUGCUGUAGGUGGUCAUGAAUGACAUUAGUGUGUGGGUGUGGUGUACCACUUAGGCAGGAAAGUAGGGCUUUCCUAGCACCACACUUAUGCACACAGUUAUAGUAAAUAUUGACUGUCAAUUAUUGCAUUACAAGUACAUCUGUGUGCCACACAGGAAACAAGGGCAUUCCAGGGCACCAAGGACAGUUGAUUACUGAUUUACCUUGGAUUCCCUCCCUUUCAUUUAGCCCACAUACUAUGCUGCUUUAGUUUGGCCACUUAUAAGAAUGUUCAUGUAAGGCAUAACCUCCUGUUUUAGAGCAGGAGAAGAGGAGAAUGACCUGACUGCAUUACCCAUGUCGAAAACAUCUCUGUACGCAGGUUAUUCUCAGUAGUUUCUAUUACCACCUGGAGAGUAGGCCUACAUUUCAGCAGGGUUUAAGAACAUGCAUAGCAGUAAGGAUUAUGUAAGUCCCCCUCCCCAUCCUGGCUGAGUGCGGGCAGGCAUUGGAAAUGGGGCACUGUGUCAUUGGGGUGGUUAUGACAUUCUCCUCUCCAGUCCUCGCAGCUUUGACCUACAUUCAACCCACCGCUCAACCCCACUUCCUCCUGAGAUCUAGACUUCUCUUAUAGUAGCUGCCCUAUUAGCCGGAGAUUGAGCCAGGCAGCUCACAUUACAGUGGGGCAAAAAAAUAUUUAGUCAGCCACCAAUUGUGCAAGUUUUCCCACUUAAAAAGAUGAGAGAGGCCUGUCAUUUUCAUCAUAAGUACACUUCAACUAUGACAGACAAAAUGAGAAAAAAAAUCCAGAAAAUCACAUUGUAGGAUUUUUAAUGAAUUUAUUUGCAAAUUAUGGUGGAAAAUAAGUUCCACUGGAUGUCAUAAGGUGAAUGCACCAAUUUGUAAGUCGCUCUGGAUAAGAGCGUCUGCUAAAUGACUUAAAUGUAAAUGUAAAUGUAUUUGCUCACCUACAAACAAGCAAGAUUUCUGGCUCUCACAGUCCUGUAACUUCUUCUGUAUUAAUGGCACCUGUUUGAACUAGUUAUCAGUAUAAAAGACACCUGUCCACAACCUCAAACAGUCACACUCCAAACUCCACUAUGGCCAAGACCAAAGAGCUGUCAAAGGACACCAGAAACAAAAGUGUAGACCUGCACCAGACUGGGAAGACUGAAUCUGCAAUAGGUUCUUACUCCAGUGUCUGGAGGACCUAGACGCCAGCCUCCGCAAGCUCCACUCCCGUCUGUUUGUCAUCCGGGGCCAGCCUACUGAUGUCUUCCCCAGGCUGUUCAAGGAAUGGCAGAUUAGCCGGCUGUCUUACGAGUACGACUCUGAGCCCUUCGGCAAGGAGCGUGAUGCCGCCAUCCAAAAGCUGGCCAGCGAGGCCGGGGUGGAAGUCACGGUCAAAGUCUCCCACACACUCUACGACCUAGACAAGAUCAUCGAGCUGAACGGAGGCCAGUCCCCUCUCACCUACAAGCGUUUCCAGGUGCUCAUAAGUCACAUGGAUGCCGUGGAGAUGCCCGCCGAGACCAUCACCGCUGAGGUCAUGCGGAAGUGUGCCACGCCCAUCAGUGACGACCACGACGACAAGUUUGGCGUGCCGUCCUUGGAGGAGCUUGGCUUUGAGACAGAAGGCCUGGCUACAGCAGUAUGGCCGGGGGGAGAGACGGAGGCCCUCACUCGCCUGGAGAGGCACCUGGAGAGAAAGGCGUGGGUGGCCAACUUUGAGCGUCCCCGGAUGAACUCCAACUCCCUGCUGGCCAGCCCCACGGGCCUCAGCCCCUACCUCCGCUUCGGCUGCCUCUCCUGUCGCCUCUUCUACUUCAAACUCACUGACCUCUACAGGAAGGUGAAGAAAAACAGCUCUCCGCCCCUCUCACUUUAUGGCCAGCUGUUGUGGCGCGAGUUCUUCUACACCACGGCCACCAACAACCCCUGCUUCGACAAGAUGGAGGGCAACCCUGUGUGCGUGCAGAUUCCCUGGGACCGCAACCCAGAGGCGCUGGCCAAGUGGGCCGAGGGGAGGACAGGGUUCCCCUGGAUCGACGCCAUCAUGACCCAGCUGAGGCAGGAGGGCUGGAUCCACCACCUGGCCAGACACGCCGUGGCCUGCUUCCUGACCCGGGGAGACCUGUGGAUCAGCUGGGAGGAGGGCAUGAAGGUAUUUGAGGAGCUGCUGCUGGAUGCAGACUGGAGUGUGAACGCAGGCAGCUGGAUGUGGCUCUCCUGCAGCUCCUUCUUCCAGCAGUUCUUCCACUGUUACUGCCCCGUGGGCUUCGGCAGGAGGACAGACCCCAACGGAGACUACAUACGGCGCUAUCUUCCCAUACUGAAGGGCUUCCCGGCCAAGUACAUCUACGACCCCUGGAACGCACCCGAGAGCGUGCAGAAGGCGUCCAAGUGCGUGAUCGGUGUGCACUACCCCAAACCCAUGGUGCACCACGCCGAGGCCAGCCGCCUCAACGUGGAGAGGAUGAAGCAGAUCUACCAACAGCUCUCCUGCUACCGCGGCCUGGGGCUGCUCGCGACAGUGCAUGCCAAUCCUAAUGACAGUGGAUACGGUGCAGGGGUCAUGACGGGUCCAAUGCCAGGGCACUCCCAUGAAGAAAUCCAGAAUGAGGGAGCCGCUCAAGCAGGCAGAGGACAGGUCGUUGUGAAGCGUCGCAAUGAGGACCUCACACCGGGCUGUAGCCACAAGGCCCGGAGGCAGACCAGCAACUAGUGCCUGAAGAGGAGAAGAAAGAGGGAAUUCCAGCCACUCUGCUCUCCAGCAGAAUUGACCAGCGCCUCAACGUUGCGUUCUCCUUCCCUGACUCUGUCAACUCUACAGGAGCACAUCUACCUCAGUUAUGUGAGCAGCAGCAGGAAUGGAGGAGGAGAGAAGGCUGCAAGCAUUCCACAAACUGCCAGCUUUCUGUGAAGUCAGCUGGCUAAAUGGAACAUCCAACCACAUGAUGCCCAGAGAACUAAUGGUCUGUGACCUUCUGUCUCUGUGGAGAAUCUCAAACCCACAGCUCAAAUCACAAGUCCACAGUGACACUGUCCCCAGUGUUACUAGAGGGAGGUAAUGCUGUCUCACAAGAUGACUCUCUUUAACAUGCACACCACCAAACUGUCUUGAAUAGAAAUGUUGGCAUCACUAUAAUUAAUUCAAAGAACAUGGAUGCACAAGUUAUAUUUGCUGAAAGAACACUGGGUGGUGGCUGUGUUUGAGUCUGAGGGCAUGCUAUGUGCAGUAUAAUAUACAGUCUUAGCCUUUGGGAAUGGCAUCAGCCUCAAGCUGAUAACACGAUUACCCAACCUGGAAUUGUCAGGUCAAAUGCCCCUAGUUAUUCUAUAGGGUAUAAUGCCGCCUUCAAGUGCUGUUGGAUAUUCAGAAAUCAAAGGUUCUGAGGAGCAUUUAAAGGCAGCAGAAGUGCAUAAUACAUUUUAUAAACACAUUUGUAAAUGUUUUAAGGGAAGUAUAUAACCCUUUCUGUAUAUAAGUGUGUGUGUGUGUGUGUGUGAGUGAUUCAACUCACAAUUUGUACAGUAAUAAUUUGAUAUAGCAUGAUUUUGUUUUCUUGUAACCCAAUUGUUAUUUGUGUGUGAAGACUGACAAAUUGACUAUUCUUUAUGUAUCUGUAGUAAAAGGUUAAAAAAAUGAA
Oncorhynchus keta (chum salmon) is the source of this 4163-nucleotide messenger RNA. Its product is annotated as cryptochrome-1-like. NCBI's taxonomy places the organism in Eukaryota, Metazoa, Chordata, Actinopteri, Salmoniformes, Salmonidae. Gene Ontology annotation, cellular component: cytoplasm; nucleus. Bases 2018 to 3238 code for a protein of 406 amino acids. The transcript has 9 exons. The record is from RefSeq and is a predicted model, not a curated record. Gene Ontology annotation, biological process: circadian regulation of gene expression; entrainment of circadian clock by photoperiod; negative regulation of DNA-templated transcription. Gene Ontology annotation, molecular function: DNA binding; FAD binding.